Messenger RNA from Umbelopsis ramanniana AG, 336 nucleotides. RefSeq lists its product as uncharacterized. NCBI's taxonomy places the organism in Eukaryota, Fungi, Mucoromycota, Umbelopsidomycetes, Umbelopsidales, Umbelopsidaceae. The transcript has a single exon. The record is from RefSeq and is a predicted model, not a curated record. Bases 1 to 336 code for a protein of 111 amino acids.
AUGUCACUUUCGCGACAUGUGUCACAGAAGCGAGCAACGCGUAGCGACAAAGGCGGUCAUCAUCAGCGUCGUGCCGGCAAUCCUGAUUAUAGUGGAGAUUUCUUGUGUCAGGAGAUUGUUGAUCCCUCAACCAGUCGAAUUUGUGGUCAAACGUUCCGUCGAAGUUACGAUCUAAGCCGACAUCAGACCAUUCACUUGAAAAAUAGACCAUUCUGUUACUGCUCCCAUUGCGGUAAGAAAUUUACAAGAAUGGAUGCUCUUCGUCGUCACGAGCGCGUACAAGGCCACCGCAAUUCACGGACAAAUAAUGAAACCAAGCAUAUUGCGGCAAAUUAA